CUGUGGUUGUCAAGCCCCUAAAUGUGAACAAAUUUAAAGAACUGUGAAAAUCUCCUGAUGUGCUGUUCAGUAAAUGUUCUUUAUUAAUCUGAUCAUCAGUUAGUUUGACUUCAAAAUUGGUUAAUUUCCAAGAAAUAAGAUAUGCUGAUGAAUCCUGCAAGAAGGGAGGAAGAUACUCUUGGAUCAUAAAAACUGUCAGCGCGCCCCAGAGAGAGAGAAAGAGCGAGAGAGAGGGAGAAAAAUAGAGAGAAACAGAGAGAGAGAGAGAGAUUUUCAGCGGCGGCUGAGCGCUUAAACCGCCCAGGAACAUUUAUCCAGCCAACUGUCUCAUCCGGGUCUUCUUCUUCCUCCUCUGGGUUUAGAGUUGACUUUCUUCUGCGCUUCUUGGAGCGGCAGCAGCAGCACAUGCCUGCCUGCGUAGCGGAGCCGCGGCUGUGAUUCAGAGCGCAGCUCCGACUCCAUCACCGGCUCACCGGGAGGAUGUCCGCCCCGCCGCUCAACAAGUCCCCGCUGUUUUUCCCCGUUAACCGUUGAUGGCGGCGGAAUGGAGAUAGCCUUGGUGAGUUUUGAGAACGGCGGCGCUAAGGGGAGCGGCGGCGGCGGAGGAGGAGGAGGAGGCGGCGGCAAUGCCGAAGAGAGCUGCCGGAACGCACUGGAGGUCCCUCAGCCGGGGUUUGUUCAAAGUGGACUGGGAGAGGAGUUCGGUAAGGAGCUGAACACCCGGGGGAGUCCCCAGCAGCAGCAGCAGCAGCAGCAGCAGCAGCAGCAGCAGCGCAGCCCCUGGAAGAUCAACGACAUGAACAACACUCUGAGCUGCAGCGAGAACGCCAUGGAUGCGCUUUUACGCGCGGACCACAGUCCACACCUGUUCGAUGAGGACAUGCUGGACAUGGACAUGGACACCGAGAGCAACGAGAGGGUCCUCAUCAACAUCGCCGGGCUUCGGUAUGAAACCCAGCUGGGCACCCUCAACCAGUUCCCGGACACUUUGCUGGGAGACCCGGCCAAGAGGAUCAAGUACUUCGACCCACUACGGAACGAGUACUUCUUCGACCGCAACAGACCCAGCUUCGACGGGAUCCUCUACUUCUACCAGUCCGGGGGGAAGAUCCGCAGACCCGUGAACGUCUCCAUCGAUGUGUUCGCGGAUGAGAUUCGGUUCUACCAGCUGGGAGAAGAGGCCAUGGAGCGGUUCCGAGAGGACGAAGGGUUCAUCAAGGAGGAGGAGAAGCCGCUGCCGCAGAACGAGUUCCAGAAGCAGGUCUGGCUCAUCUUCGAGUACCCGGAGAGCUCCAGCCCGGCGCGGGGCAUCGCCAUCGUGUCCGUGAUCGUUAUCACCAUCUCCAUCAUCACCUUCUGCCUAGAGACGCUUCCGGAGUUCCGGGACGAGCGGGAGCUGGCGGUCAGCAGCCGGCUGGACAACAGCACCGCGCCCCGGCCGUCCCUCACCUUCACCGACCCCUUCUUCAUCAUCGAGACCACCUGCGUCAUCUGGUUCACCUUCGAGCUGAUCGUGCGCUUCUUCGCCUGCCCGAGCAAGUCCGAGUUCUCCAAGACCAUCAUGAACAUCAUCGACAUCAUGUCCAUCAUGCCUUACUUUAUCACGGUGGGCACGGAGCUGGCGGAGCAGCAGGGCCAGGAGCACCAGAACGGCCAGCAGGCCAUGUCGCUGGCCAUCCUGAGGGUCAUCCGCCUGGUCCGGGUCUUCCGGAUCUUCAAGCUCUCGCGGCACUCUAAGGGCCUGCAGAUCCUGGGUCAAACCCUCAAGGCCAGUAUGCGGGAGCUGGGUCUGCUCAUCUUCUUCCUCUUCAUAGGGGUCAUCCUCUUCUCCAGCGCCGUGUACUUCGCGGAGGCCGACGAACCGGAGUCCCAUUUCUCCAGCAUUCCGGACGCCUUCUGGUGGGCCGUGGUCACCAUGACGACGGUGGGCUACGGCGACAUGCGGCCGGUGACGGUCGGGGGGAAGAUCGUGGGCUCCCUGUGCGCCAUCGCCGGCGUCCUGACAAUCGCGCUGCCGGUUCCGGUCAUCGUCUCCAAUUUCAACUACUUCUACCACCGGGAGACGGACCAGGACCAGUCCAGCCUGAAGGACGAACCCAGCGGGGGACCGGAGAGCCCAGAGGUGAAGCGCAAAGGCAGCAGGACGUCGGUAAAGUCUCAGGAUGUGGAGAAGAACGAGUCCGACGGCGCUUCGGUAGAGAAGGCGAACAUUAAAGCUAACAGCAGCAUGGACUUCAAGAAAUCCCUUUACGCGUUUUGUCUGGACACGCGGGAGACGGACCUGUAGCCCCGCAGGGUCCGGGCUCCUUCUGACCCAUGAACUCGGUUCUGACUAAAACUUUCCUCCCACAUCCAUCAGUGCAUGCAUGCAGCAGAGCGGCCCUUUAAACCUGCAGGAAACAUGAACUCUGCAGGCUGCAGGAUGAAUUAGUGGGAAAUGGGACAUCAGGCCUCAGCCGAGGAUAAUCAGGGACAAUCAGGACUCGGGAUAAUUACUGGACAUGGCGGAGGAUUAACCACACUCUGUGUACAUAAUGUAGGAAGAGAGAGGGGGAAAAUACUUUAUCACUUCCUACACUUAGUCAUGAUGUUUACAUCAAGCAGAUGUGUACAUAUUCCCCACAUCAAGCUGGAGAUUUUUGGAUUUGGUGUUAAUUUCUUCUCUUUUUUGGAAGGAUAAAAGUCUAUUUUUGAGAUGCAGACACUCAGGUUUUAUGGAAGAGCUGAAAUAUUUUUUUUCUAACAGAGUGGACCUCAGCCUUGUUGUUUGUGUCCGAUUCGUUUAAAUUAAAGAACUUUUUAACUUUUUAUUUGCGAGGGGGAAAAAUGGACAGAAAACAAAGAACAGGAGCCAAGAAGAGACGACAGAGCAGAAAGGAUGUGGAGAAAUCACCUCUGAAACCAGAGGGUCAAAGCCCUGCCCUCCGACCAUCAGGGGAGUCGAUCGGACCGCAGGAACAGAACCAUCUGCUGCGCUUCCAGUCAGCAUCAACAUUCCUGUUCUUGGAACUCUGUGCCUUCAACCAAAACUCAUCCUGCGUUUUUGGGUUUUUACUCUUCCCUUGGAGCAGCUUUUGGAUGAAUUAUUUUUUCUUCCUGAUGGAUGAAGGAGGGCCUGGGAAUCGAGCUGCUGUCUUUCUGUGGAAACGAAGAAAAAAAACCAAACACAUCCAGGAUUUUCAUCUUUGGAUCGUUUUAAUGUGUUUCUUUUUUCUACAAAUCGUGUCAGUGAUUUACUUCCUACUGGAGGAAAUCCCUCGCUGUGCAAUAUAAGUCAUAUUUCUGUGAAGUUGUCAUGUGGAUGUAGAAUCUGGACAAAUAUUUUGGUUUAUUUUUGUAAUAAUGUUUUCCUGAUUUCUAUUUUUCUAAAACAAUGUGAGACAGAUGAAGGGAAAAAAUAAGAACAUUUUGAAGGAGAACGGAUGCUUGGAUGUUGUUUUUCCUCUGAUAAUCCCCCUUCCAAAGCCAUAGCCUAUCUCAGAUAACAGAGACGAUGCAUUCAGGGUCACAGUCUGGGACGGACACAUCAGCUCGUCUCAACUGGAGGUACUUCUUAGGUGAUGUCUUCUGUAAGUUCAGGCGCGUAAAUCUGAAGUGUUUAGUAUUCUCUACCUUUGUGUGGCCUGUUCUUCUUGCUGUCCUUUCGUACCUACAUAUCAAUCAGGAAACGGGAAGUCAGAAAAAGGAACGAGUUCGUUCUCCAGAAAAGGAUGGAAAACACUCAGAGUUCUCAAACAGAGUCUAAAGUAAAUGACAAAAAGAUUCAAGCUGAGUUUACACUGCAUUUAUUUUAAUAUUUCUUUUUAGAAAUAUUUUAACCAAACUAACAAAAUAUUGCAAAACACCCGUAAAAACGUCUGCCUCCACAUGUUAUUACUUUCCUGGAACUUCCAUGUUGCUUUCAUAAAUCCUUAAUUCCUGGAAGAGGGUACUUUCCAAAAACUUGAAGGUAACUUUCUUGAAACCCUAGAGCUACAUUUCAGUAAUUAACAUGUUACCUUCUUAUUACCAUUCUUAAAUAACUUAAGCGUUUUUAAAUUAGAAGUUAGUUUUCUUCUACUGUGCUUUCUAGUAACAUUCAAUUGCAUUUCACCAAAAGCUACUAUCCUAAAACCUGGAGGUUCCUGUUCUGAAUUUGCACGUUACUUUUCAGUAACAUGUAAUUUCCUUUAAGGCAACAUGUAAAUUACAGGGAAAUACCAUGUAAACAGCAGGUAAAAACAAAUAAUCCUCAUUAAGUACAUUUUGAGAAGCUGGAACAUGCCCUUAAAGUUCUAGUAAGUUAAGAAAACGUCACAUGAAAUCCUGGCUGUUCCCUUUAAGAUACAGUCAAGUAAUCAACAUUCCCAUAAUAAAUAACCUAAAAAUACCAUUAAAUAGCCUGAAAGUAUCAGGAAAGUAAUAAGUACAUUUGUAAAAAGCACCAUUUAAGAUUCAAGGAAAUAAGCAGUGGUGGGCAUUUAGCUUAUUUGAAAUCGUUUAGCAAAUUUAGUUUCCUCUAAAUUCUAAAGAGCUAAUUUACUUGGUUGUUUUAGUGAACUUUCAUACGUCUUGAUGUUUUGGUUAUCGACUGUUAAGAAUUCUUCAAGUAGUUAGACGUUUAUAUUCAUGCUUUUAUUUUGAAGUGAGUGAAGACUGUUUACGUGACAGUUCCAUUUCCUCUCCUCAUGUUCUCCAUCUGUGAUGCGGUGCAGCAAAUGAGGUUUCUUCUGUACUCAGAAUGCACCAAAAACAGUUUAAAAUCUACUGAUGUCCUGCAUGUUUUCUGACCAAAGUCCUACCGUAAAGUUAGCAAAACCCAACAACUAUAAAACUGAAAACGAGUAAAAUAUCUGUUCCAAAGAAUCACUUCUAGAAGUAAAACCGAAUAAGUAAGUGUGCAAAAACAAAUUUGUCCCCACAGAGGGUGAUAUGUUGUGUCAACAUAUUAACAUGGUUGAAUUUAGUGCUAGCAUUAGCCUCUGCUAAAUACUAUGGUGGUAGUACUUCAGCAUUAGCAGAACUAAUGUUUAUGAUUAGUGCUUUAGGUUUAGUGCCAGAUGGUUGUAUGAACAAAAGUUCUUUUUUUCAUUUUCUGCUUCAGUAGUUAUGCUAGUAGUUUUCAUUUUGAUCAGAUGCAGAUUAACCUGCAAAGACAGAGAAGGCAUGAAAACAUCUGUGCGAACAGCCCACCACUAUGUGGGUCAUGUUUCUGCUCAUACUGGAACAAUACUCGUACAUUAUUCAGAUAAUCUGUAACACGUCUUCCACAGAGUGGAAAAAUGGAAGCUUUUUAAUCUCAUACAACAUGAUGGGGAAAAUGAGGUUUAAUUGGCAGCUAACAUUAUUUUAAAAAUCCAAGUAAUUUCUAUUAAAGGGCUCUGUUUGAGAAUUUCCUCCUGUUCUGUUGCUUGUCUUCUGUUUUCUGCACUUAUAAACUGUGCUCCAUGUCUCCUUGAUGCUGCUAUCCAUGUCCAGCGUAGAUUGAUGUUCAGCCUAAGUCCUGGCACAACAUCCUCUGUUAGCGCUCCUUAUAUGUUUUUACUGGAUUCAUUGAUUUGAUCAUGAAAUCAAAUCAAUGGAUCCAUGGUAAUUCUGGUUCAGUUUGUGCCUCCAGUGAAGCAAAUUCAGAGAUGUAUGUUUAUUUUUUGCAUAGUAUUUUCGGUUUACAAGCAAAGAUAUCCCUUUGGCACCAAGUGUACAUGGGCAUUAAAAAGUACAGUAAUUUAGUAAACUGCUGUAGGACCUUCUGAACAUCCAUAAACUCAGGGGCCAAUGUAAUAUUAUUCACAGUCAGGGCAUAAGUUAGAAAAGAAAGCCAAAUAUAUUCAAAACAUUCAACAUUUUAUGUGCUAUAAACAAACUUUCAUCAACA
Messenger RNA from Poecilia reticulata (guppy), 5854 nucleotides. RefSeq names its product potassium voltage-gated channel subfamily A member 5. Gene Ontology annotation, molecular function: delayed rectifier potassium channel activity; protein binding. Gene Ontology annotation, cellular component: membrane; intercalated disc; voltage-gated potassium channel complex. Gene Ontology annotation, biological process: action potential; potassium ion transmembrane transport; protein homooligomerization. NCBI's taxonomy places the organism in Eukaryota, Metazoa, Chordata, Actinopteri, Cyprinodontiformes, Poeciliidae. The record is from RefSeq and is a predicted model, not a curated record.